AUGGGCAUUGAAGAUGUUCGCUUGAUAGGUAUCAAGGGGAUUGGAGGUGGUGGGAAGACAACUUUGGUGAGAGCAGUUUUUGACAAUAUAUGCUUUUCAUUUGAAGGUUGGAAGAAAGACAAAGCAAUUAGAGCACUUGAAAGCUGUGGAUUUCACGCUAGGAAUGGCUUAAGAGUUCUUGAGCAAAAAUCUCUCAUAGCUAUCUCACCGAAUAUGGAGUUAGGCAUGCAUGACCAUAUAGAGGAAAUGGGUCAGAACAUUGCUCGUCAUUCAGACCCAAAUGAGCCCAUAAGACAUAACCGAUUGUGGAUACGAGGGGAGAUUGAAGAUGUAUUCGCUAAGGACCUGUCUGCAGACGUUAAAAAGCAAACAUGCUUCUUAUUAUGGACUGUAGUUGUUUGUUCCACUUCUUCUACUACAGAGGAUUGCAGAGAAGUGACAAGAACUAUUGCAAUUCAAAUCAAUUCAAGCGGUGACAAUGAGUGUCCCUGUUAUGAAAUUCUUACAAAUGGUUUUGGAAACAUGAAGAAUCUUAGAUUUCUUCAUGUGGAUUCGGAUACUCGGGAUUGGCCAGUGAAUAUUAGAGUUGGCCAAAACUUACCAAAUGCGUUACGAUUUCUGAGUUGGCGACGUUUCCCUCAUUGUUCUUUACCAAAAACAUUUCAAGCAAAUAAUCUAGUUUCACUUCAAAUUUCUUCCAGCAUAAUUAUACAACUAUGGGAAGAUGGAGAAAGAAAGGUUCUUAAAAAUCUCAAAUUCCUUGACUUCAGUUAUUCACAUUUGAGGACCCUUGAUUGUGGCUUACUCCCUAAUCUCGAGAAGUUAAAUCUUGCAAAGGGAAAUUUCACCAUUUCAAUUGUAACCUUCUCUUUAAAAGAAAUUGCAUGUACGAUUUUUAGGCAAACCCUUUACCUUUAUGCGAUCGCCAUCUCUCUACUCAUUUCCACUGUUGCUCGACCGUUGCACCCUUUACGACAUCCAGUUGCUUCUAAUUCAAAGAUGGUGACUUGCGGAUGUGGGAAUGAAGCAAUGGAGAUCACUUCAUGGACAAAUCAAAACCCUGGAAGACAAUUUUGGAACUGUACAAGAUGUGGGUUCCUUUGA
Molecule: messenger RNA, 1104 nt
Organism: Lactuca saligna
Lineage: Eukaryota; Viridiplantae; Streptophyta; Magnoliopsida; Asterales; Asteraceae
Source: the annotation of a GenBank genome assembly